ACAUGAGAAUUCAUACUGGAGAGCAGCCUUACACCUGCCCUCAAUGUGGGAAGAGUUUUACAUAUAAACAAGGUCUUAAUGCACACAUGAAAAUUCACACAGGAGAGAAGCCUUACAUAUGUGAUGAGUGUGGAAAGAGUUUCUAUCAACAAGGAUACCUCAAAUUCCACAUGAGGAGUCACUCUGGAGAGAGUCCUUUCACCUGCCAACAAUGCGGAAAGAGUUUUACAAGAAAAGCGAACCUUGAAGUCCACAUGAGAAUCCACACUGGAGAAAAGCCGUUCAUAUGCCCUCAGUGUGCAAAGAGUUUCCAUCAACCAGCAAACCUUAGAGUCCACAUGAGAAUUCACACAGGAGAGAAACAUUUUACCUGCCAACAGUGUGGAAAGAGUUUCACUCAAAAUGGAAACCUCAAAGCCCACAUGAGGAUUCACGUAAGACCGAACUGUUUUAUGUGUCUUGUGUGUGGAGUGAGUUUCACGGACGGGAACGAAUAUAAGAAUCAUGUAACAACUCACACUGGAGAGACAUGAGAGUUCACAGUGAAGUGAAGCCUAUCACAUGCUUCCCUGAGGAAAGAGUUUCAGAGUCAUAUGAGGCAUUACAAGCCAUUUACUAAUCUUAAAGUGCUAGUUCACCCAAACUUGGUUAACCCUCAAGUUGUUCCAAACCUGUAUGAGUUUCUUUCUUUAGGCUGGAAUACAUUACACGACCUUUAACAUCUAAACAGAUUUUACAAACACUAGGCAUCGUACACU
Molecule: messenger RNA, 758 nt
Organism: Sinocyclocheilus grahami
Lineage: Eukaryota; Metazoa; Chordata; Actinopteri; Cypriniformes; Cyprinidae
Product: gastrula zinc finger protein XlCGF49.1-like
Exons: 1
Coding region: 3-533 (176 amino acids)
Biological process (GO): regulation of transcription by RNA polymerase II
Cellular component (GO): nucleus
Molecular function (GO): DNA-binding transcription factor activity, RNA polymerase II-specific; RNA polymerase II transcription regulatory region sequence-specific DNA binding
Source: RefSeq, a predicted model, not a curated record